AUGGUCAAGUUUUAUCUCAAGGCGAAAGCCGAGCUUUCCAAUGUGACGGAUCUCGAGCCCAAUGACUCUCCUUCAUCUCCGUUUGAGUACACUUUUAGAAUCGAAUGCACAAAGUGCAGAGAAGUUCACGAUAAGCCGGUGACAAUCAAUAUUUUCGAACAGCACGACAUCUCUGGAUCCAGAGGAGAAGCCAGUUUUGUGUUCCGAUGCAAAAGCUGCAAGAGCGAACACUCGGCGCAGAUCGAGCGGACCAAAGAGAAAAUCUCUGCCAGUGGCGAAUGGGCCAAGUUGUUGUCGAUCGAUGCUCGAGGAAUCGAUUUCGUGGAGUUUAUUCCUGACGGCAAAUGGAAAUGUGCAGCAGCAGAGUCCAGCACCAAGUUCGAAGAGGUGGACUUGGAAGACAAGGAAUGGUACGACUACGACGACAAUAAGGGCGAGGAGGUGAGUGUUACAGAAGUGGAGUUUGACAUUGCCAGAUCCUGA
Messenger RNA from Clavispora lusitaniae ATCC 42720, 483 nucleotides. RefSeq lists its product as uncharacterized. Gene Ontology annotation, molecular function: zinc ion binding. NCBI's taxonomy places the organism in Eukaryota, Fungi, Ascomycota, Pichiomycetes, Serinales, Metschnikowiaceae. The record is from RefSeq and is a predicted model, not a curated record.